Molecule: messenger RNA, 320 nt
Organism: Nerophis ophidion (straightnose pipefish)
Lineage: Eukaryota; Metazoa; Chordata; Actinopteri; Syngnathiformes; Syngnathidae
Product: serine protease inhibitor Kazal-type 1-like
Exons: 4
Coding region: 32-271 (79 amino acids)
Molecular function (GO): protein binding; serine-type endopeptidase inhibitor activity
Source: RefSeq, a predicted model, not a curated record
CAGUCAGUGUCAGUGUGACUUUAUUGCCAUCAUGACUGGGAAAAUUCUUCUGUUGGGACUUCUGCUCGUCUGUGUGGCUGCAGAUAAAAUGAACCCAAGAAACGGGAGAGAGCCAACCUGUUCAGAUAUAAAAGGACCUGUCUUGUGCGCCAUGGUCUAUAACCCUGUGUGCGGGAGUGAUGGCGUCACACACGGCAACGAGUGUAUGCUCUGUGGGAAAAGAAAAAGUACAAAUCAGAACAUUUGGAUUGUCAAGGAUGGACCAUGCUGACCUGGGCAUGUUAACAGUGAAAAUCAUCAAAUAAAGCAUUCUGACAUAA